CUUCCGUUUCCUCUUUGUGUUCUACUUUUUUUGAAAGUAAUCCGUGAAACCCUAGAAUUUUGUUUUUCUUCCUUCAUGGAUCGAAUUUCAGAAGGUAGUGUUGGAGCUAGAGCAGACCAGAUCCAGAAAUCUUGAAAUUUACGUCUACAUCAUUUUAAUGGCGAUUAUUGGUGAUGCUCUUCGCCAGGCUUUCAUGCCUAAGCAUGAGUACGAGAGCCUCAGAGAAGAAGAGAAAGCUUGGGGCAGGCUCCAGAGGCCAGUUGUUAUGGUAACCAUGACUAUUCUAUGGCUCGCAGUUCUCAUUUCUGGUUUUAUUAGCUUGAAGAUUGUCUUCCCCGGUUAUAAGGGGAAGAGACCUUUCUGUAGAGAUCGGCGACUUCAGCCUCCAUCAAUUAACAUGACUAGGGAUUCUGAUCUCUAUAUGGGGGCGUUUUAUUUCACCGAGCAAGAAGCGGCGGAUUAUUACUGGAUGGUUGUGUUCAUUCCUUCAGUUAUCCUUUUCAUUGCCUCGGUUGUGUACCUUGUUGCAGGAAUCAUUGUUGCGUAUUCUGCUCCAGCCAGACAUGGUUGCUUAGUGGUAGUGGAGAAUAACUACUGUGCUUCAAAGAGAGGUGGUGUCCGUUGCUUAUCUGUUCUCAAUGCUCUCUUUGCCACUGUAUUUGGUCUUCUUGCACUGUUCCUGGGUUCAAGUCUUCUAACACUGGGGAGUAGCUGCACCUUGCCCCUGUUUUGGUGCUAUGAGAUUGCAUCAUGGGGACUGGUUGUUCUGUAUGGGGGUACUGCAUUUUUCCUGAGAAGGAAGGCAGCUGUAAUUCUUGAUGGAGGCAACUUUGCUGGUAGAAAUCUUGGGCUGGAGAUGUCAGAGGCAGCUCCUCUGGAUGUGACACCAGAUGUGGAGAGGCGAGUGAAUGAAGGGUUCAAGGCAUGGAUGGGAUCAUCCCUAUUAUCAUCUGAUGAAGAGGAUGGGCCUGAUGACUACGUGGAGGUGCCCGUAUCAUACUUAACCCAUUAACUCCAGCAGGCAAAGAGUAUGAAGUUUCUUAUUUCCAUGUUCCAACUAACAUUGUGGUUCCAGCAAGUAUAGUCCAAUCGGC
This is a messenger RNA of Telopea speciosissima, 1094 nucleotides long. RefSeq lists its product as uncharacterized. The record is from RefSeq and is a predicted model, not a curated record. The transcript is spliced from 3 exons. The coding region runs from base 158 to 1012 and encodes 284 amino acids. Lineage: Eukaryota; Viridiplantae; Streptophyta; Magnoliopsida; Proteales; Proteaceae.